AUGAGAGUGCUGCUACUACAGAGACAAUUGGACGACCCCAGAAAAGUCAUCAAGACCGGCGAGGGCCAUGGCCCUGCAGCGGACCCGCUCCCAUACCUCGAGGAAGAGCUCUCUCAAUACCGUGUUGCCACAGUUCCCGGACUGGUCCUGCCACCAUUGACCGCCGGCGCGAUCGGAUAUGUUGGAUACGAUUGCGUGAGAUACUUCGAGCCCAAGACGGCCCGGCCAAUGAAGGAUGUUCUCGGAGUGCCCGAGUCCUUCUUUAUGCUUUUCGAUACCAUCGUUGCAUUUGAUCACUUCUUCCAGGUCGUCAAGGUCAUUACCUACGUCCCCAUCCCCUCGGCAGAUGCCGACAUCGAGGCCUCAUACCUCAAGGGCCAAGAAAUUAUCCAAAAGACAAUCGAGACUCUGCUCCAGGACCGCACACCAUUGCCACCCCAGGGCCCUAUCAUCCCCGACCAAGAAUACACCUCUAACAUUGGACGAGAUGGUUACGAAGGUCACGUCAACAAAUUGAAGCAACACAUCGCCAAGGGUGAUAUCUUCCAAACCGUGCCAUCACAACGGCUUUCACGACCUACCUCUCUUCACCCCUAUAACCUCUUCCGCCACCUCCGUACCGUCAACCCUUCUCCCUAUCUCUUCUAUAUCGAUUGCCAAGACUUCCAACUGGUUGGAGCUAGUCCCGAGCUCCUAGUUAAGGAAGAGAAUGGUCGCAUUAUCAGUCACCCCAUUGCAGGCACAGUGAAGCGCGGCAAGACCGUGGAGGAAGACGAUGCUCUCUCCGCCGAGCUCCGCAGCAGUCUCAAGGACCGCGCAGAGCAUGUCAUGCUGGUCGAUCUCGCCCGCAACGACGUCAACCGCGUUUGCGACCCCGUCACCACACAAGUCGACCGACUCAUGGUCGUGGAGAAGUUCUCCCACGUCCAGCACCUGGUUUCCCAGGUGUCCGGUGUUCUACGCCCGGGCAUGACUAGAUUCGAUGCCUUCCGCUCUAUCUUCCCCGCAGGCACAGUCUCCGGCGCACCCAAGGUGCGCGCCAUGUCGCUCAUCGCCGAGCUGGAGGGCGAGAAGCGUGGUGUUUACGCCGGUGCCGUUGGCUACUUUGGUUACAAUAGUGCGAACGCGGAUGGCUCUGCGGAAAUGCCCGGUGCCAUGGACACCUGUAUCGCUUUGCGAACUAUGAUGGUCAAGGAUGGCGUCGCUUACCUCCAAGCUGGUGGCGGCAUUGUCUUUGACUCGGAUCCUUAUGAUGAGUACAUGGAGACGAUUAACAAGCUUGGUGCUAACAUUGCUUGCAUUAAGGGUGCUGAGGCCAAGUAUCUUAGCAUGGAAAAGCAAUAA
Messenger RNA from Penicillium olsonii, 1344 nucleotides. Lineage: Eukaryota; Fungi; Ascomycota; Eurotiomycetes; Eurotiales; Aspergillaceae. The record is from the annotation of a GenBank genome assembly.